AUGCGUCUUUCCGUGAUCACGUUGCUUGUUGGCCUUCACCAGACUGCCUUGUCUCUCUCCACACUCUCAAACUCACCAUGCGCCGGCAUCUGCUCUAGCGACACCUAUACCGAACUCGCGAACCUCACCUGCGUUGACACGGAAUACGGAACCAAAACCAGAGGUAUGGUGAUGAAAGCCUGUCUCGAAUGUCUUCAGAACAGUACCGCAUUGUCAGCCGAAAGCAGCCCACCGCGGGAUAACGACGGCUACUACUUCUUCUACAACAUUCAAUACACGAUCAAGUACUGCCUCGGGCUCUACGAUGGAACCCCUUCUCGCCCUUCCCCGAACCUGGAACUAUGCGACGACGACUGCGAGCCACUGAGGCCAGUCUACGAACAGAACUGGAGCAAUCUGACGGCCGUCGGCCCCUACCAUUACUGCACGGCCAACGACUCCGCAUUCGAGCACAACGUCAAGAAGUGUGCCAGCUGCCACCAGACGCAGGAAGGCAGUGUCGUCGUGGGCAACUUCCUGAAUCUGAUGGAGACAGCCUGUGAGAAGCAGCCUGACAGGGCCUCUGGAGAGCUGGUCCAGUUCGACCGCGGGCUCUUCGACCUCUCCGUAAUUGACCAGACCGACGCCUCCGCCACCGCGACACCCUCGCCAACAUCCACGUCUACCGAGGACCCCAGCUCAUCAUCCUCUGGUCUGUCACCCGCGGUUUCCGGAGGCAUCGGCGCCGCAGCCGGCAUCGGCGGAGUCGCGGUCCUGGCCGCCGUCUUCUUCCUGGUUCGUCGGCAUCGCCGUCGUCAAUUAGCAGCUACCGGCGCAGUAUCGCUGCCUUACUCCAACAAAGCCGCUCAGGACAGCAGCUCGUCAGGCGGGACGAUGCCGGUGUCGGCGUUGGGCUUGCAUGAGAAGGGGUAUAGGCCGGUGGCGCAGGAGAUGGACGCCGGCCAACAGCAUGUGUCGGAGCUCAGUGCGGAGCAUGAGGCGGGCUCAAUUGGUCAGCAGCGCAAUGUACCGGACCGCUAG
Molecule: messenger RNA, 1020 nt
Organism: Cyphellophora europaea CBS 101466
Lineage: Eukaryota; Fungi; Ascomycota; Eurotiomycetes; Chaetothyriales; Cyphellophoraceae
Exons: 1
Coding region: 1-1020 (339 amino acids)
Source: RefSeq, a predicted model, not a curated record